This is a messenger RNA of Dreissena polymorpha, 434 nucleotides long. Its product is annotated as leucine-rich repeat-containing protein 73-like. Gene Ontology annotation, molecular function: protein binding. The record is from RefSeq and is a predicted model, not a curated record. Bases 72 to 434 code for a protein of 120 amino acids. Lineage: Eukaryota; Metazoa; Mollusca; Bivalvia; Myida; Dreissenidae. The transcript has 3 exons.
ACCCCAGACUGGUUUGCCUCGAUCUCGGGGACUGUCACCUUGGCGACCAGGGGCUGGGUAUCUUGGCCGGUAUGCUGAAAGAUACACGGGAGAGACAUGGUCUACGUGAGCUCAUUCUCAGCCACAACACGCGCAUCACUUGCGAUGGCUGGAGACGGCUCGCAAUGUCACUGGCUUCCGGCUCAAGCCUCCGCACUCUGCACGUGGACUUCAACGUCAUCGGUGACGCAUGUGCGGCGAGCCUAGUUACGGCGUUGCCAGGGGCGACGUGUCUCGAAACGCUCGAUAUGGAGUGUACGGGAAUCACCGAUUUCAGCGGACAGCUAUUGCUUCGUUUACUGCAGCACUUUAAACUGAAAACUGAAAGAAAUAAAUAUCGAGAAAAAACCCGAAUAUCCUGGAGACAACAAAAGUGUUACUUAAAAGUCAAUUGA